AUGGCUUCGUCGAAGCUUCUCGCCCUCGGGAUCCUCCUGCUCGUCGUCGGCGGCGGCGGCGCGGGCGGGCGCGGAGGCGGAGCGGGAAGAACGGGGAGCGGCGCUGGCGCUGGUGCGGGUGCGGGUCGUAGCGGGCGGCUGGGCGGCAGCAACAGCGCGGGGAAGGUGCGGCAGGGCAAGAAGGGCGGCGGAAACUGCAGCGGCGGGUCUGGCUCGUGCAACGGCGGAGGCGGAGGCGGAGGGUCGGGGAGAAACGCGGCGGCAGCGAGCAUUCGGAGCGCGGGGUACGUGGUGGCGGAUAACCGGGAGAGGGAUCGCAAGAGGGACGGGUCUGGCGACCAGGACCGCGACCGCGACCGCAAGCGCGACGGCUCCGGCUCCAGCUCUGGUUCCUCCCAGUGCUCCCGAUCUGGCGGCUGCACUGGCAAUGGCAGCGGCAGCGGUGCUGGUCGGCAGGGGUCGGGGCAGCAGCAGGGCCGCGGUCGUGGCGCAGGCGCAGGUGCAGGCGUGGGUGGUGGUGGUGGUGGUGGUGGUGGUGGUGGACGUGCAGGCGGAGCGGGCGGCAUGAGCGGAGGGGCGGGGCGGCAGGGAGCGGCUGGACGCACUGGCGCAGGUGCAGGGAAGGGGGCUGGCGCGGGGAUGAGGGGGAGCGGUGGGGGAGGGGUGGCCAAGAUCGUACCUGAAGUGGAGGAGGACCUAUGGCAUGCGUACAACCUCAUUGCUCCGCAUGACCAUGUGCAGAGCACCACGUUCAGGAAGGUGCAGAAGGAGACGGGAGGGGGCGGCAGUGAGUCGGAGAGGAUCAAGCUGAGGCUGGAAGUGACAGUGGAGGAAGUCGAUUUCGACGCAUCGGCACACGUCAUUCGAGUUCGCGGCAAAAACAUUACUGAGAAUGAGCAUGUGAAGCUAGGGUCAUACCACACACUGGAGCUGGAUCUGCAGCGGGCCUUCACACUCACCAAGGACGUGUGGGACUCAGUGGCUAUAGACCGGCUCAAGGAGGCAUGUGACCCUUCAGCCAAUGCGGACUUAGCAGUGGUGGUGAUGCAGGAGGGGCUGGCUAACGUUUGUCUUAUUGGGGGGAGCGUGACUACAGUAAAAGCGCGCAUAGAGACGCCAAUCCCAAGAAAACGAGGGCCGGCAAUUGCAGGAUAUGAUAAGGCAAUCAGUAAGUUCUUCGAGAAUGUAUUUCAGGGUGUGCAACGGCACAUUGACUUCAACGUUAUCCGCUGCCUGCUUAUAGCGAGUCCUGGAUUCACCAAGGACCAGUUCUUUGAGUACAUGAUGCUGGAAGCGACGCGGCAGAACAUCCGAGCCAUCAUAGAGAACAAGGCUAAGAUCGUGCUCGCGCAUUCCACGUCGGGAUACAAGCAUGCAGUGAAAGAGGUGCUGGCACUGCCUGCUAUCAUGACUCAAAUCAAAGACACCAAGGCAGCCAAGGAGGUCAAGGCACUUGAGGACUUCUAUGCCAUGCUCUCAAACGACUCAGCACGGGCCUUCUACGGUCCCGGGCACGUGGAAGCAGCAAAUGAGCGCCUUGCCAUUCACACGCUCCUCAUUUCUGAUGACUUGUUCCGCAACGCCGAUGUGAAGACUAGAAGACGUUAUGUGGACUUAGUGGAAUCAGUGAGGGCGAAUGGUGGGCAAGUGCACGUCUUCUCUUCCCUGCACGUCUCUGGCGAGCAGCUGGUGAAUCUUGCUGGGAUCGCUGCAAUUCUUCGCUUCCCACUGCCAGAAUUGGAAGACAUGGAACUAUAG
Molecule: messenger RNA, 1758 nt
Organism: Closterium sp. Naga37s-1
Lineage: Eukaryota; Viridiplantae; Streptophyta; Zygnematophyceae; Desmidiales; Closteriaceae
Source: the annotation of a GenBank genome assembly